AUAUGACAGAUUUGGUAAUGAAAAAUCCUUGAUAGCGGAUCAGUGCUUUUAAAAUUCUCAAUAUAAAGGAUUUGGAUACUUUAUGCUAAGGACUAUUUUUACAAGAGCAAUGUCUUCUAAAAGUGCCUUAGUUAUUCUUGCACCUGGUGCAGAGGAAAUGGAAUUUGUAAUUUCCGCAGAUGUUUUAAGAAGAGCAGGGAUUCAAGUUACUGUAGCCGGACUUGAAAAUAGUGAAGUAGUAAAAUGUUCAAGGGAGGUUAUUAUCAAACCUGAUGCUAGUUUAGAAGAUGUGAAAAAUAAUGAUUUUGACGUAAUUGUCUUACCAGGUGGAUUAGGUGGUGCUAAAGCAUUUGCUUCAUCUAAAAUUGUUGGAGAAUUAUUAAAAAAGCAAGAAUCAGCAAAUAAAAUUAUUGCAGCCAUAUGUGCAGCACCGAUUGCCUUUGAUAGCCACGAUAUUGGGUUAGGUAAAAAGAUAACAUCGUACCCCGCCUUCAAGGAUCAACUCUCAACCAAAUUCAAAUACAUUGAAAACGAAAGUGUAGUAAAAGAUGGGAAUUUUAUCACAAGUCGCGGCCCAGGAACGGCUUUUGACUUUGCACUGAAAAUAGCAGAAGAACUAAAUGGAGCUGAUAAAGCAAAAGAAGUUGCCAAAGCGAUGCUGCUAGCUUAGUAUGUUUUCGAUUUAUAAUAUCUACUUUGCUUGUGCUCCAUUAAAGUUACCUUGAUUUUAUUUAAAUUUA
Messenger RNA from Condylostylus longicornis, 740 nucleotides. Its product is annotated as protein dj-1beta-like. The record is from RefSeq and is a predicted model, not a curated record. Gene Ontology annotation, biological process: protein deglycation, glyoxal removal; guanine deglycation, glyoxal removal. Gene Ontology annotation, molecular function: protein deglycase activity. The transcript is spliced from 3 exons. Bases 83 to 670 code for a protein of 195 amino acids. NCBI's taxonomy places the organism in Eukaryota, Metazoa, Arthropoda, Insecta, Diptera, Dolichopodidae. Gene Ontology annotation, cellular component: cytosol; nucleus.